Messenger RNA from Aspergillus pseudotamarii, 822 nucleotides. RefSeq names its product cell wall mannoprotein 1 family protein. The transcript has a single exon. NCBI's taxonomy places the organism in Eukaryota, Fungi, Ascomycota, Eurotiomycetes, Eurotiales, Aspergillaceae. Gene Ontology annotation, cellular component: extracellular region. The coding region runs from base 1 to 822 and encodes 273 amino acids. The record is from RefSeq and is a predicted model, not a curated record.
AUGAGAUUCUCCGCUAUCUUCACCCUGGGUCUCGCCGGCGCCGCCCUGGCCACCCCUCUCGUUGAGCGUGCUGGUUCCUCUCCCACUGACAUCAUCGCCGAUAUCAGCGACAAGACCGACGCUCUUGACUCCGCCAUCAAGGCUUACAGCGGCGGUGAUCCCUCCAAGGUUGAGUCCGCUUCGGCUGACUUGGUCUCCACCAUUACCAAGGGCACUGAGGCCAUCAAGGGCGGUGACGACAUUAGCACCACCGAUGCUCUUGCUCUGCCUGGACCCGUCCAGGACUUGACCAAGAAGGUUGAGCAGGCCGUCGAUGACAUUAUCGCCAAGAAGGACCAGUUCGUCAAGGCUGGCGCUGGCGGCAAGGUCAAGGAGUCCCUGAACCAGCAGAAGUCUGCUGCCGAUGGUCUCGCCGAUGCCAUCACCUCCAAGGUCCCUGAGUCUCUCAAGGAAAUCGCUCAGAACCUCUCCGCUGGUAUCAGCAAGGCCAUCCAGAAGGGUAUCGAUGAGUACAAGGACGUUUCCGACUCCGCCCCCUCUUCCAGCGCUGCUCCCUCCGAGAGCGCCUCUGCCACCGGCAGCGCUUCUGAGACCGGCAGCGCCUCUGCUACCGGCACUGCAUCUGCCACCUCCAGCUCUGUGAUCCCCACCUCCUCCGGUGCUGCCAGCUCCUCCGCUGCCCCCUCCGGCUCCAGCACCCCCACUGGCUCCGGCUCUGCCUCCGCCACCUCUCCUCCCCUGGCCACCGGUGCUGCCAACAAGGCCACCAUCGGCUACUCCCUUGGCGCCGUCGCCAUGGCCGCCAUUGCCGUCGCUGUCUAA